GACUUGGCAACGUCCGCCACAUCCGCGGCAGAAGCGGCGACGCCUCCUCGGUGGCGUUCGCUUACAAGAACCCAGCUUUUGCCUUGCACAUUUGUGGCUUCCCUGGACAUAAUAGCAACUAGUGGUUUUAGCUCCCAGUCGCUCAGAGCUGCCAAAGGGGUGAGAAGUCAUCUGGAAAGUCUUUUAAAAAGCCCGAAUCGCACUGAUUCACAAGACCAUUUGGUUUCUCCUGAGGUACUUUGAAAAUCUGCACCGCACUCAGGUCCUGGUCCAGGUGCACGGUGGAGAAACCCAGGGGAUAAAAACCAAGACUGAACCUGCAGAUCAAGUGCAAAGUAGAAACUGAAAGUACGCUACCGGCUGAUUCUACGGAAGUUAUGGAAAAGGAAAACCGGAGAGCCGGGCCGUGAUGUGUGCCGCCCCUGGGAUGGAUGAACCGGCAGGCGCCGCGUGGGAGAGAGGAACCAGCUGCCCAGACUGCCCUGCCCAGCACCGACUCCUGGCAAGUCCACGGAAGACUGGGUUUCUGGGCUUGAUUAUGGGUGGCGAGAGCUUGCUCCUGCUGCAGUUGCGGUCAUCAUGACUAUGCCCGCCUCCCGCAGACCAUGUUCCAUGUUUCUUUUAGGUAUAUCUUUGGAAUUCCUCCCUUGAUCCUUGUUCUGUUACCAGUAACUUCAUCUAAUUGUCAUCUUAAAGACAAAGAAGGUAAAGGAUAUGAGAAUGUUAUAAUGAUCAGCAUCGAUGAAUUGGAGAAAAUGCUAGACAUUGAUAGCAAUUGCCUGAAAAAAGAACUUAACUUUUUUAGGAGACAUUCAUGUGCUGACAAAAAGGAAGCUGCUUUUCUAAAUCGUGCUGCUUACAAAUUGGAGCAAUUUGUUAAAAUGAAUAUCACUACGGAUUUUGAGCUACAUUUAUUAAAAGUUUCACAGGCCACAUUCAAACUGAUAAACUGCACCAAGGAAGAAAGUAUUUCAAAGGAAACGAAAAAGAAUGACCGGUGUUUCCUAAAAACACUAAUACAAAAGAUAAAAACUUGUUGGAAUAAAAUUUUGAGAGGGCAAUAAAGGACACUGGAAAAUAUGAGUGGAAUACAUGAACUGUGGUUGCAACCUCCAGCAGUCUUAGCGGCUUAUGCAAUUUGGGGGAGUAGAAAGCUUCCUAGAAGUUACUGAAGGCAACCUGGUAAAAAUAAUGAGAACAACUGAGAAACUGACAUUAUAGUACUAGAAGACUGACAUAAACAACGGAAACUGAACACUGCAGUCAACAAACUAUUUCCUAGGUAUGUGGACAAAUACCAAUCAGUAUUGUCUAUACUGAUUUUGUAAGAAAAUCCACAUAAAGUUUCGUGUGCAAUAAAGCUUGGAAAACCUGUUUAAAUAUUUCAGAAGACAUCAAAUCUAUGCAGUAUAUAAAGGAAAUAAGGGUUAAAUUAGCAUCAUUUUAUUAUCAGAAGAAUUGUAUGUUCCACCAUGCAUCAGUGUACCACAUUAAGCAUAAAGAUUGUCAUCAUCUGCACUAGAGAUGUUUUAGGAUUAACAGUGAUGGAAUAAUGCUCAUGAGAACAAGAGAAGUAUAUACUUUAAAGAAGUAGCAACAUAAAGAAGCCAAAAAUACUUCGGAGAGACAUUAAGAAAUGUAUUUAAAUGUGACUGUAUAUAGCACAGUACCCGUAAUAAAUGGUAUAGCAAAUAUUUU
Messenger RNA from Fukomys damarensis (Damara mole-rat), 1698 nucleotides. It is a transcript of the gene Il7, whose product is annotated as interleukin 7. Gene Ontology annotation, biological process: immune response. The coding region runs from base 606 to 1064 and encodes 152 amino acids. The record is from RefSeq and is a predicted model, not a curated record. The transcript has 5 exons. Gene Ontology annotation, molecular function: interleukin-7 receptor binding; growth factor activity. NCBI's taxonomy places the organism in Eukaryota, Metazoa, Chordata, Mammalia, Rodentia, Bathyergidae. Gene Ontology annotation, cellular component: extracellular region.